UUAGGGAUGUGGGAAACAUAUGUCUCGAUAAGGGCAAGACAGGAUUCCCUAGAGGGCGGGUCUUGGACUGCGUCAUGUGAGAAAAGCCGGGAGGACAGUUGUUGAAAGGUCGCGCGUGUGGGCUCACGGUAUAAAGAGAUAGUCCACUCGUGCGGGAAAGGCAGAAGGAACUUUGUGCUCAGGAAGACAGCUCAGAGAAACGGACGACCGUGCAGCUUUCCUUUACAGCUUUCCUCUUCUUCGCCAUGGCGCUCUCACGUGUGAUGCUUCUUGUCGCAGUCUGCUUGUAUUGUGUUCACCAUCACCAGACCGUGUCUAUGGAGAUGUCGAAGCGGUUUCUGCUGCCGUACGGCUUCGGCUACUACUGUGACUGCAAGUCCCUGGAAUCUCUCACCAACAAAUUCUGCCGCUACGACUGUCCAUGGCUACACCGUAGGCAGCCCAAGCCAUUAGCGGCCAAACGAGACCUGGAGCCGGCGAAGGAGGCGGAGGAGCUCCCGGUAGGAGUGCCGCAGCCUGCUCCGGAGUGUGAGUGUCACGGCAAUGAUGAGUACUCCUGGAGGAAUCCAGUAUGCCGACUGCUGUGCCGAACGGUAUAGCUCCCAAUACAGUGGCCCAGUGAGCAGAUCCAACGGACUAUCUCAGACAACGUACCAAUGGACAAUGGACUCGUCACUCACAAGACUUGCAAUAACAGAUUUUUACAUCAUUAUCAUUUGUAGUGGAUAGGACAGAACUUUAGAAUUUCUGUUUUGCGUGUUUUCUGAAAGGAUUUCAUCGUAAAGAUGCUAAUAACAAUUUCCUUGGACAUUGUUAAAUGUGCCUGUAUUGCGUUUAAAAAGUGAGAAAUAUAUUUCAAACUGUUGAACGGUUUGCCAAAUGACUUUGAAAUAAAAAUUCAAUGGUAAAUAAAGAACACUGACAGAUGCAAUG
Molecule: messenger RNA, 933 nt
Organism: Branchiostoma belcheri (Belcher's lancelet)
Lineage: Eukaryota; Metazoa; Chordata; Leptocardii; Amphioxiformes; Branchiostomatidae
Exons: 4
Coding region: 246-599 (117 amino acids)
Source: RefSeq, a predicted model, not a curated record